Canariomyces notabilis is the source of this 1701-nucleotide messenger RNA. RefSeq lists its product as uncharacterized. Gene Ontology annotation, cellular component: cytoplasm. Gene Ontology annotation, molecular function: zinc ion binding; hydrolase activity. The transcript is spliced from 2 exons. Lineage: Eukaryota; Fungi; Ascomycota; Sordariomycetes; Sordariales; Chaetomiaceae. The record is from RefSeq and is a predicted model, not a curated record. The coding region runs from base 448 to 1299 and encodes 283 amino acids.
GUACGGGUUUCCGCUGAACUGGAAGCCGUGCUAGAAAACCAAACUAAAUUCAUUCCAAACGCCUAAUUAUUCCUGGGCGAACAACCCAGUGGUCUAUUCAAAAUGUUUAUCGGCAUUUGUGGCAGUAAACCUCCCCCAAAACCCACUCCCCAACACUUCUCACUCCAUCUCUUUCUCGAGGCCACUAUUUGACUUGAACAACUACCAGGCAUCUGCGCUGGAAAGCACACUAUUGCGCGCUACCUUGUUGAGCAUCACGGUUUCACCCAAAUCUAUCUCAGCUCUGCUGGUAACACUGUAGAUGGGUUACCCUCAAGCAAUAGCAGCUUGAGCAACAGCCGGCAGCAGCGAGUCUUUUCCGCCCCCGAUGAGCUCCUCGACUUCAUCACCAAGCGCUGGCGCGAGAGAUGGGUCACCACCGACAUCCCCAACGAGGAGAUCCUCGACAUGUACAUGCGUCGGCCCUUUUUCCUGCUCAUCAGCGUGGACGCGCCCUUGACAGUCCGCUGGGAUCGCUUCCAGAGGCGACAGUCACUGCAGCGCUCGGCACCGGCAGGGGCUGCAAAACCACCAGCAGCAGCAGCCACCCCUAAUUCCUCUUCCACACCCACAACGGACUCCGAUUCAAGCAGUAGCGCCAUCACCACGCUCGACUCCUUCGUCAUCCUCUCGGACAAGCAUCUCUACGACCCGGUGACGGGGCACAACCCGCUCAUGUCGCGGGCGGCGGUUCGGCUGCUCAACACGUCGUCGGACCUGGCGCACCUUUACGCGACGCUGGGGAAACUGGACCUGCUCAACGCGGACCGGCUGCGGCCCUCGUGGGACUCGUACUUCAUGGCGCUCGCGUCGCUGGCCGCGCAGCGGAGCAACUGCAUGAAGCGGCGGGUGGGGUGCGUCGUGGUGCGCGACAAGCGCGUCGUCAGCACGGGCUACAACGGCACCCCGCGGGGGAUGCGCAACUGCGGCGAGGGCGGCUGCGCCCGCUGCAACGCCGGCCAGGGCUCGGGACACGGUCUGACCACCUGCCUGUGCAUCCACGCCGAGGAGAACGCCCUCCUCGAGGCCGGCCGCGAAAGGGUCCGCGAGGGCGCCGUGCUGUACUGCGACACCUGCCCGUGCUUGACUUGCAGUAUCAAGAUUGUGCAAGUGGGUAUCAGCGAGGUUGUGUAUAGUCAGGGGUAUAGCAUGGAUGGAGAGACGGCCGCGGUGUUUAGGGAGGCUGGGGUGAAGUUGAGGCAGUUCGUCCCGCCUGCGAAUGGCCUAAUUCACCUCGAAAAACCCGAUAUGUAUAGCUAAGCCUCCAAAAUCCGGUCAGCAUCUGGAGCUUAGGGCCUAAAUCUGGCACGCACUCCGCCCGGUUUCAUAGUUAUGAGCGAUUUCUGUUCAAGCAGGAAUACUCCAUGUGACCGACCAUCUCUAGCUGGAGUGACAGUCUCGAGUACAACGCGGCAAUAGUAAAUCCUGCUAGAUCUUCGCUGAUUCUGCGUUUCGUGCCAACUGAGAAUAGACGCUUUCCGGAUUUCAGCUAGUCCGGAUGUGUGGCAAGGCCAAAGGCAUGUUUACGUCCCUACUCAGACUUACCCCAUGGUUAGCCGAGGGAUGAGAUUCUGCGUGAAGCAUUCGGCAGUUUUGACACGCGUAAGGAGAAUCAUGUAGUGCCAGAAAGAAUUGAGAGACGUUCUCAAUCCCUGCCACCUC